UCACUCUUCUAAAAAGCAAACUUUUAACAUUUUGUUUUUUAAUUAGCAAGGAUAUUUAGUUGCGUUUCAUGAUGACGGAUAUGGGACAAAGGAUGGCGAAGCUGUUUUCAGUUCUUGGCGUCCUUUGGAUGGCAGUUGCCUUAUAUGGAAUAGACACUGCAGAUGGCCAAAGUACAACAGAUAACCCAACAGAGACAGAAACCCCAACUGUCCCAGGGACAGACACCCCAACUGUGCCAGGGACAGACACCCCAACUGUGCCAGGGACAGACACCCCAGCGGCAACUGGAGUAACAGAUGCAACCGGAGAAACCGUACCAACCAGAGAUCCUACAGCAACCGGAGAAACCCCUGGAACUGGAGAAACCACAGGGCCACCUGUGACUGACAAACCACCAUCAACUGCAAAACCAAGUCCCUGCGAUUCAAACCCAUGCGGAGGAGGAAGCACCUGUGAGGCUCGUGCUGAGGCCUACAUAUGUCUCUGUCUACCGGGCGAGUCCUACAGUGAAACUGUAAAAGUUUGUCAAAAGGCUAAAGUUUUCCCUGGAAAAGUUAGCCUGUCAGAUUUGCAGUUUGAUCCUAAAAUGACCGACAAGACAUCAGAUGAAUUUAAACGAGCAUCUGACAAAAUUAUCGAAGAGAUGGACAAAGCUUUUAAAAGUAAUGCUGACUACAUUGAAAGUAUAGUGGUGGAAAUUAGUGAAAAGAAAACGAGAAUUACUCUGGCUGAAGCAACCGUAGACCUGAAUUUCAAAUCAGAGUCAGAUGUCACGGCAGACAAGGUGGUUGAAAAAUUGGCAGAUUCUUGUAAAAACUGUGCGUUUGUUGCCACAGACCUGUGUACAAGAGGUUCUUGCGACGAAGGCUCUACCAUAUGCAAAUCCGCAGACGGCUCGUUCUCCUGCUCUUGCAAAGACGGCUACAAAAAAUCUGACUUAUCAGAUAGAAUCUGCUUGGCAUGUCCUGCUGGGCAAACAGCCGACGGUUCUGAUUGUGUUAAUUGCAAAUUUGGGUAUAGUGGCUUCAACUGUGAGGAACAAUGGCAGCUGAUCCUGGUAAUUGUGGGCACGGUGCUCGGAGCACUGACACUCGCCUUCCUCAUCGGUCUCAUUGUUGUGUCUGUAAAAUCCCCAAAGACAAAAUCCAAGAAGAGUAAAGAACCAGAUGUUGUCAAGCCAUAUGUCAGCCAUUUUUCAACCAAGGCACCACUUGGUGGAAACAGCAUCAAGAAUGAUUACACAUCUCAGGCAAGUGUGCCAGCUGGAGUGCCUCGGAUCCCGCGGGCCACAACCACUCUGGACAACAGGAGCAACAUCGAGAUGGUUCCAAGCAACAGCAAGCAAAACCUGAUCUCUUCAAACAGAAACUCUUGGCUAAACGAGGACCAGGACGGCCCAUACUCAUACUCUCGACCCACCAACUCCUACGCUCAGGCUCUACCUCAGAGCAACCCCUACAACCAGAACCAAGGUCACUACAACCCGUACGCUCAGAGCCAAGGCCACUCCAACCCUUACUACAAAGACUGAGAUGCAAGAAGGUUUAAUUAAAACCAGAAUCUCAGCAGCUGCUUGUAAAUAUAUAAUAUGCAAUGAGUAAAAAGGAGCACUAUGUAUCACAUUCCAUCACCACUUUUACCUUAACCCUUGUGCUAUCCCAUGACCCCACCCUUACAUUGACGUGUUCUCCCUACCAUGACAAAGGUGGAUAAAGGUGAAGAGGAUUUCAUGUAAU
Molecule: messenger RNA, 1737 nt
Organism: Oryzias latipes (Japanese medaka)
Lineage: Eukaryota; Metazoa; Chordata; Actinopteri; Beloniformes; Adrianichthyidae
Product: mucin-13
Molecular function (GO): calcium ion binding
Source: RefSeq, a predicted model, not a curated record